AUGAGAGCGAAUUGUUCCAACAGCUCAGCCUGCCCUGCCAACAGUUCAGGGGAGGAGUGGCCGGGGGUGCUGCCGGCACCUGGGAACCUGGCAAUUGUUUUCUCAGUGCUGUCAGCUCUGAUGAUGGGCAUGCUCAUGUUCUCGCUGGGGUGCUCUGUGGAGAUCAGGAAGCUGUGGUUGCACAUCAAGAGACCCUGGGGCAUUGCCGUGGGACUGCUCUGCCAGUUUGGGCUCAUGCCUCUUAUAGCCUAUCUUCUGGCCACCAGCUUCUCUCUGAAGCCCCUCCAAGCUAUUGCUGUUCUCAUCAUGGGGUGCUGCCCAGGGGGAGCCAUCUCUAACAUCUUAACCUUCUGGGUGGAUGGAGAUAUGGAUCUCAGCAUCACUAUGACAGCCUGUUCCACCGUGGCUGCCCUGGGAAUGAUGCCGCUCUGCCUUUAUCUCUACACCUGGUCCUGGGACCUUGAGAAGAAUGUCACCAUUCCAUAUCAGAACCUAGGAAUUUCCCUUGUGUGUCUGACCAUUCCUGUGGCCUUCGGUGUUUAUGUGAAUUAUAGGUGGACAAAACAAUCCAAAAUCAUUCUCAAGAUUGGGGCCAUUGCUGGUGGGGUCCUGCUUUUGGUGGCCUCAGUCGCUGGUUUGGUGCUGGCGAGAGAGUCCUGGCAUCCAGACAUCACCCUACUGGCUGUCAGUUUCAUCUUCCCUUCGACUGGCCAUAUCACGGGCUUCCUGCUGGCACUCCUUACCCACCACUCUUGGCCGAGGUGCAGGACAAUUUCCUUAGAAACUGGAGCUCAGAAUAUUCAGAUGUGCGUCACCAUGCUCCAGUUAUCUUUCUCUCCUGAGGAGUUGGUCCAGAUGAUUAGCUUCCCAUUGUCCUAUGGACUUUUUCAGGUGUUGGAUGGAUUUCUCAUUGUUGCAGCAUAUAAGAUAUACAAGAGGAGAGUGAAGAAUAAACACAAGAGAAAGAACCCAGGUGGUGCAGAAAGCUGCCAUAACAAGACAUCUACCUCUCCCAAAGAGACCAGUGCUUUCUUGGAGGUGAAUGAAGAAGUCGCAGUAACUCAUGGGCCAUCAGAGCCUAUGGAUCCCCCCAUGACUGCCGAGCCAACGGGCCACAUCUCUUCAUGUGCAUAGUAGGGUCUUGCUGGCCUGACUGAACACCGGCUUCCUCCACAGCCAGGAAAGAACGUGCAGGGCUGAUGCGUGGAUCUCAUUGGCAGGGUCUGUGGAAAUAUUUUUAUUUUUGUGGGACUUGUAAAUUGUCAGGAUCCCCUUUUGAGAAUGUACUCUGCCUAUUUCAGGGAGUCCUUCUGGGGUUCACACAACAUAUUUACUAGUUGCUGUGUCUUUGUCUCCGGUGCAGUGAAGAGUAAUUCCCAUUGUUGUGUGAUGUCAUCCUCACGUGGACUUUAAUCUCUCAAGAGUAGGCAGAUGUCACCUCAUACUUCAGGGCAA
This is a messenger RNA of Pteronotus mesoamericanus, 1455 nucleotides long. It is a transcript of the gene SLC10A6, whose product is annotated as solute carrier family 10 member 6. The transcript is spliced from 6 exons. Gene Ontology annotation, biological process: bile acid and bile salt transport. The record is from RefSeq and is a predicted model, not a curated record. Gene Ontology annotation, molecular function: bile acid:sodium symporter activity. The coding region runs from base 1 to 1134 and encodes 377 amino acids. Gene Ontology annotation, cellular component: membrane. Lineage: Eukaryota; Metazoa; Chordata; Mammalia; Chiroptera; Mormoopidae.